Bursaphelenchus okinawaensis is the source of this 959-nucleotide messenger RNA. The record is from the annotation of a GenBank genome assembly. Lineage: Eukaryota; Metazoa; Nematoda; Chromadorea; Rhabditida; Aphelenchoididae.
AUGAAGAUUUUUGUACAACUUUUGCAGGCAGAGGUAAGUAUUUUGCUUUUAUACAAAGUUAGUUUUAACUACACGUCUAAAAACGAAUAAUUAAAGUUAAGCUUGCUUGUUGAAAUGUAAAUUAAAAUUUUUCGCUACAAUAAAUCCAAAUAAAAAGCAAUUUAGUUGUGGUGUAAAGUCGUGAAGCAUCUGACAAUAGUAGAUGAUACUUGUUCUUUGGCUGUGGUGAACAAAUAUUUCUACAAACUUGUCAAAAUGGAUUUCAAACAGUUAUGUUACCACCAUGUUGUGUAUCGUUUAAAGGGCGAGACUUGGGCGUAUGCGUUUUCGGAGUAUGUUUCUUUUAUAUAUAAGUCAACUAAUUUUUAUAUUAUCGUUAUAUUCAAUGAGAUUAAUUCAUAUCUAUCAAGGAAACUACCCAACCUGCAACUCUCAGAAUUAGCUCAAAAUUUUUAUACGAAUUCUUUGCAUCACCAAUAGCACAUACAAAAAAUCUUAGCUUGCGGUUUUAAGUUUUAAAAUUAAUAUAUUCAAAGUUCCCGCUAAUUUGGCAAAUUUGGCAUUGUGUUGCAAGCACUUUUUUGCUGUUCCAGAUAAGAUAUGCUUAUACACUUAAAACUGCAGGUUCAUUUGGAGCUUUUCUAUCAUUAUAUCAUUCUUUCCCGAAAAGAAUAGUCCAUCUGCACAGUCCCUGGGACAAUCGCGCCCUUUUUAUUCCGCUGCACCGUGCAGAUUCCCCCCCCAUCCCCUCACACAGGUGCACAGUGCAAGCCCCCCCCCCAAUUGUCCCAUUGGUCGGUUGUCGCAGAAACCUGGGACUUGCGACAGUCAAAAGAAACUUGUCGCAAGCCUUCCACUGAACACAGUGGUGGCUUGAUCGUUGCAGGUCGGGUACCUUCCUUGUAAGAGAGAUUUUAAAAGUAAAUCUACCUCAAUUUAGUCUUGGAGUUCGUUCAUAA